Messenger RNA from Dovyalis caffra, 220 nucleotides. The record is from the annotation of a GenBank genome assembly. Lineage: Eukaryota; Viridiplantae; Streptophyta; Magnoliopsida; Malpighiales; Salicaceae.
CCAAACAGUGAUUUCAGUAUCCAUUAGGGGCGGACCACUAAAGGGGAAGACGGCUGGGACGAUCGCUAUGGCCAAUGGCGUCGGGGUCCCACAAUGGUCUGCUUGGCAUUACAGGAGCAAGCCUGAAUGCCUUGGCUAUUCAAUUGGCUUGUCUCUUUUGUCUAGGACGAGAGAGAGAGAGAUCAUGAAGGAGAUAGAAGGUGACCUUGAUUUCUUUUGA